This is a messenger RNA of Yarrowia lipolytica CLIB122, 3408 nucleotides long. RefSeq lists its product as uncharacterized. Gene Ontology annotation, cellular component: nucleus; cytosol. Gene Ontology annotation, biological process: protein deubiquitination. The record is from RefSeq and is a predicted model, not a curated record. Gene Ontology annotation, molecular function: cysteine-type deubiquitinase activity. NCBI's taxonomy places the organism in Eukaryota, Fungi, Ascomycota, Dipodascomycetes, Dipodascales.
AUGAGCGGCUCCAAGGACUGGGCGCAGAUCUCUGCUCCCAAGGCGUCGCGGAAUCGGAAGCUGUUUCGGUCCAUUUUCGAGCGCAAAGACAAGGACGGAAAAGAUGGGCACAAAAGCGACGGCAACAAGAGCGACACAAACACAACAGACGACGAGAAGGAUAAUGAGGGAUGGUUGAAGCUGAGGAGAGGACGGAGCUCCAGGAUCGGUAGUCGGGUGACCUCCAGAGCGGGUUCCGCUGUUCCUACAUCCAGGGGAACGUCAUCGGUAAGAAAUACAGGCGACACAACCACAAACACAAACACAACGAGUGAUGACAUUGUCAGCAAGUUGAACACCCUGGGGCUGACACCAACGUCGUCACGACCAAGUUCGAUGAUUCUUUCCCCUGAAGAACACGUCAGAACCACGCUCAUGGAGGAGUACAAAAUUCCGGCUGAAACGAUUGAUUUGGAAAAUAUCAGAUUUGUGCUGGCGUCCAAGUUCACGCAAAACGACACUCAAAAGGCCGUUCAGCUCAUUGUGGCGUUCCGGAAGGCCGCUGCGGGUCUCAUGCAUCCAUACGUCUCCCCUCAAGGGGAGUAUACCCGCCUUGUGGGAGCAGACAAUUGGAACGGAGUGUCAUGCUACUUUGACUCACUCAUGGUGGCAAUGUUUGCUCGAAUGGACAACUUCGAGCCCAUGCUGUACAAGAACUUUGAGUUCGACGAGCGGCGAGAGUCGCUGGCCACAUUGCUCAGAUUUUACGUGACUCUGCUUCGCCAGGGAUGCUACAUCACCACAGACAUGACGCACAAGCUGAUGGAGUCGCUGAUGGAAGCGGAUUGGUGCGACGGGCAGACACUACACAGGCAGCAGGAUGUGUCUGAACUGUUUCAGUUUAUUUGCGACAAAAUGGACAUGCCGUUGUUGACGCUCAAGGUGGAUAUUGCACAUGGAGGCAAGGAGGUAAGAGAGGACGACCACAAGUUGGUAAAUGAACGAAUGCUUCACAUUCCUGUUCCUGGCGAUGAUAACGACCCUCCCAUUCUGUUGGAGCAAUGUCUGGAGCAAUACUUUUCGAACUCAGUGAAUGUCCGUCGUCAGAUUGAACGGCGCAAGACCCUGGACCAGCUGGAUGCGGUCGCGUUCAAACGCCCUCGAUCCUACUCCACAAAGUCUAAAAAGUACCAUGUUCACGUCGAGACAGUGGAGAUGUUGGACGGAGAAGGGGGCAGCCCCAGUACACUUGCCUCCAGAAGGACGUCUGUGAGUUCAGUGGAAGAGGGAGAUAAGAAGGAUAUCAAUACUCUGCGAGAGUUGCAGUUUGUGGACCAGAACAGAUGGCACAGGUACGAUAAUGAGGAGGACAGGGGAGAAGGUGAAACGGGAGGAGUGGUUGAGGUAGGAGAUGAGAACGAUGAUUCAAACGCAGAGUCAUCUUCCUCGGUCACUGACUCCGCCGUAGACUCCGCCGUCGACUCACCUGUUUUACCAGACACAGCAUCCGUGUCCACCAUGGUCAAGAACCCACGCGUGUCUGAGCUUAUUCGAAAGGGCUCUAUUGGCGGCCAGUCGACCCGCUCGUCUCUGUGGAACGAAAACAGUGAGAUCACGCUUCCUGCAUGGAUGUUUCUUCAGCUGUUGCCAUUCUACUCCAAUACCAAGGGGGAUACCGACUCUCCUGCCGCCGUGUACUUUGCAAAGUCUAAACCUGUGCUUGUGAUUUGUCUCAAGCGGUUCUGUUGGACGGAAUCUGGGGUGGCAAAGAAGAACAACCGUACUGUUGUGAUCCCCGAUACUAUUCACUUCCCCUCGUUUGUGGCCGACCAGAAUCUCGACAUGGACUACGAGGACAGCGAGGAGGCCGUUUCUGACGAAGACUACGAGCAACCCAAGCAUCCUGGCGCGUUUAAGCUCGUGCUGGAGUCUGCUGUGUGUCACAGAGGUACUUCUGUUCACUCUGGACAUUACAUUACGCUCGUUUCUGAGCAGGCGUCACGUGAUACCGUUGGCGGAGUCUACACUACUGCCGAGCGCCCUACCAAGAGUGCUUCCGAGGACGAUUUUGAUGUUGCUGGCGCUCGACAUCAGUUCCGAACCCGAUCAGGCACCGUUUCGUCCAAGAUCUCAGCUACCAACGAAGCGGCACGGCGCAAGUGGCUGCGGUUCGACGACUUUCAGCCUCGAGACAAAAAGUUUCAGGAGAUCGACUUUGAAGAUGCCUUCACACAGGAGUCGCCGUACCUACUCUUUUACCGUAUGGUUGCCGAUGACGAAGACGAUGAUCCCAAGUCGGAGUACGUGCAGCCGAUUCCGGAUUCACUCGAGUCCCGUGAGUUCGACACGGACCCUAUGAACGCCCACAAGCCGGCAGUAGCCCAGGGACAUAAGCCGUCAAUUGGAAACAUCGACAUGGACAAUGGACGGGGUCUGGGUCGUCUGCGGGCGAAUUUUGGCAUUGGAGGUAAUGCAGGAAACACUUCUGUUGGUGUGACAGAGGUUUCUUGCGAUUCCGAAGGCAGUGAAGACGACGAGUACGACACUGUACGUGUGAAUCAUGUGACGGAAGGUGUGGGUGGUACGACCAUCAAUGGGCUUGAUACGGAGUCUAUUUUUGAGGGCCACACUGGAGAAGUUACAGGCAGUACCGUUGAGGUAUUUUCUGAAGAUACUCAUACUCCAAAUCUCGCUGUUGACACCCACGUGUCCACCCUUGGAGCUGCCCCUUCUUACGAGUCUAUUCCAUCGUAUGAAGUCUCCCCCACUAACACUCGGGCCCCUCCUCUUCCAACCGUGUAUCCUGCUCACGACUCUUCUGACAAUGUGUCGACUCGAAGCAAUCUGGUUCAGGUGCAGCCUCCUCCUCCCAUCACAGUUGACUCCCCCGAGUCUCGUUUUGGCUCUGAAUCAACAGCUUCGUCCAUGUCGACGCAUCCUCUCGAUUCGGAGUCCGACGCCGAGCCGCAUCUCAACAAAUCCAAGAGUUAUUCGUCGAUCAUGUCGUUCCUGCGGCGUGAGUCGUACGUGGCCCCUGUUCCUGAGCAUGCAGAGCUCCCCAGAUCCGGUGCUGCCACCGGCACUGUGACUCCCACGGAGGGCUCCUUAGCCGGUGGAGCAGCGGGCACCAUAUCAGCUUCCAAGAAGCGGUUCUUCCUCAAGAAGCUGGCUUCGCAUUCAUCUGAGGAUGACGCAGAUCACAAGAAGGAUGAUCGCAAGGAGGAGCACAGAAGGGAGAAGGAGGGGAAACGGGAGCUGGAGAAGGCCGAGAAGCGUGAAAAGAAAGAGCGCAAACGGCAGCAGAAGGAGAUGCAAAAGGAGAUGCGCGAUAAGGGCAAAGGACGGGCUAGCGACACUGCCCGUUCUUCUCUGGAUGAGGAAGACAGGGAGUUCAAACAGUACAGAGACGAAAAGUGUGUUGUUUGUUAG